AGCAGCUAAUUUUAUGGUUUAUUUGUAUAAUCAAGGAUCUGUGAAUUCUCAUUCUUCAAAUACUGAGACUCACUGCUACUAUCAAGGAAAUAUUGAAGGAUAUCCGAAUUCUGUUGUCUCACUCAACAUGUGUCCUGGACUGAGAGGAAUACUGCAAUUUGAAAAUGUUUCUUAUGGAAUUGAGCCUCUGGAAUCUGCGAUUGAAUUUCAGCAUCUUCUUUAUAAAUUAGGGAAGGAAAACAAUGAAUUUUCAAUUUUUAACAACGAUGACAGAAGCACAGAACAAUAUCUGAUGGACUAUAAAAUUUUUAUAAGUGAAAAAUUGGAAUCAGAUAUUCCGGAUUUAUUUCCUCUUUAUCUAGAAAUAUAUAUUGUGGUGGACAAAGCUUUGUAUGAUUACUUGGGCUCUGAUAGCAUCAUGAUAACAAAGAAAGUCUUCGAAAUUGUUGGCCUUGUAAAUUCAUAUCCCAAGGAGUCAACUGUGGAGGCCUUUUCAGUUACUGUGACCCAGCUGCUGGCACUCAGUCUGGGAAUAUCAUAUGAUGACCCAAAGAAAUGUCAGUGUUCAGAAACCACCUGUAUAAUGAAUCCAGACGCUAUAAGCACACUGCCAGUGAUAUUAUAUGGAUUCAUCUUUAGGAAAUCCAGUGGUGUGAAGAGAUUCAGCAGUUGCAGUUUGAGUGACUUCAAACAUUUCACUUCACAUGUGGGUACUAGCUGUCUUCAAAAUAAGCCACCAAUGCAAUUGCAACGGAAAUCAGUCUGUGGCAAUAAGAAAGUGGAGGGAGAUGAAGUCUGUGAUUGUGGUACUGCAGAACAAUGUGGACCUGAUAGUUGUUGUGAUCCUCAAAAUUGUAUGCUGAAACAAGGAGCACAAUGUCAUGAAGGAUCAUGUUGCCAUAACUGUCAAAUUGCAAGUGCAGGUGUUGUAUGUAGGCCCCAAGUGCAUGUGGAAUGUGACAUCAGUGAGUUUUGUAAUGGAUCCUCACCAGAAUGCAGUCCUGACAUAACUAUACAUGAUGGACAUGGAUGCAGUAAUAAUACAUUAGUCUGUUUCAGUGGAGCAUGCCCUGAUCCUGAUCAACGUUGUGAGUCUAUAUUUGGAACAGGUACUGUAUGCGUAACUCUAGACCACCCAUUGCAUCUAGAAGCUGAAGAUCCCAUGAUUAUGCAAGAUGGCACUGCUUGUGAUACUGGAAGGAUUUGUAGGAAUCGUUAUUGUAUAGAAUCAAGGUUUAUUAAGAGUGAAUCAGAAGCUUGUUCACGAAAGUGCUCUGGACAUGGAGUGUGCAAUUCCCAGAAGCAAUGCAAUUGUACUGAUGGCUACUUGCCUCCAAAUUGUCAAUUACAUCCCAGGGGAUCUCUUCUAGUUCCUGAGGGACGGGGUUCAAUCAUGGAAAGAGCUUCAAUGAAAACUAAAAAAACCUGGCUUCUAGGUUUCUACAUUUUUCUUCCUGUUCUCAUUGUAACAACCAUGGUAGCUUUGGCAUGGAAUCGUUUGAAAAAGAGGUUCACUACGGAAGAGGAAUCCCUAAGCAGCAAAUCCAGAUCAGAAGGCAGCACUCUCACAUAUGCCAGCAGAUCCAAAUCACAGGAAAGCAUCCAAACACAUGGCAGUAGUGACUAGUAAUUCCCUUGGAAGGCAAUGGACACGGAGAAAUGAAAAUUCUGCUUUUCCUCCUGUGGUCACAGCUGAAGGAAACAAUAAACCAAGUGAAGACCA
Molecule: messenger RNA, 1723 nt
Organism: Lemur catta (Ring-tailed lemur)
Lineage: Eukaryota; Metazoa; Chordata; Mammalia; Primates; Lemuridae
Product: disintegrin and metalloproteinase domain-containing protein 32-like
Exons: 16
Coding region: 14-1627 (537 amino acids)
Biological process (GO): binding of sperm to zona pellucida; proteolysis; cell adhesion
Cellular component (GO): plasma membrane
Molecular function (GO): metalloendopeptidase activity
Source: RefSeq, a predicted model, not a curated record